UUGUUAAUAUUCCGUCAUUUAUUUUUUUUAAAGUUAAUAUUAACACAUGUUGACAGAUGCGUAGCUCGUAUUACAAACCGCAAAAUGGCUCAAACUGCACGUACACAAAACUAAAAGCUUCAGCUCAGACUAAAGCCGGCUCCGCCAUGCCUCAGAAGCUGCAGAAGAACGCUCAGACUGCUCACUACAUCGAGCUGGGAGGCUACCAGUACUGGCCGGUGCUGGUUCCCAGAGGCAUCAGACUGUACACCUACGAACAGAUCCCGGUGUUCCUGCGGGAGAACCCCUACAUCACCGAUGGAUACCGAGCCUACCUGCCCUCCAGGCUGUGCAUCAAAAGCCUCUUCAUCCUGUCCAACGAGACGGUGAAUAUCUGGAGCCAUCUGCUGGGCUUCCUGCUCUUCUUCUUUCUCGGGAUUUACAACAUGGCGUCGGUGCUGCCGGCCGUCGGCGCCUCCAGGGACGACUACGUCAUCUACUCCAUCGGACUCUUCUGCUUCCAGCUGUGCAUGCUCUGCUCGGUGGGUUACCACUUAUUCUGCUGCCAUCGCUCGGAGAAAACCAGCCGCCGCUGGAUGGCGCUGGACUACGCCGGCGUCUCCAUCGGCAUCCUGGGCUGCUACGUCCCCGGAGUCUUCUACACCUUCUACUGUAAUAACUACUGGCGGCAGGUCUACCUGGUGACGGUCCUCGCCAUGAUCCUGGCCGUCUUCUUCGCCCAGAUCCACCCCCAGUACCUCAGCAAACAGUGGAAGCAGCUGCGCUCGCUCAUCUUCUGCUCGGUGGCCGGCUAUGGCCUCAUCCCCACCGUCCACUGGAUCUGCAUCACCGGAGGCUUCUCCUCCGAGCUCGUCCAGGCUUUCAUUCCUCGAGUGCUGGGGAUGUACUUCAUCGCAGCUUUAGCGCUCAUUUUCUACGUCUCCAAAGUCCCCGAACGCUACUUUCCAGGUCAGCUCAACUAUCUGGGCUCCAGCCACCAGCUGUGGCACCUGCUGCUGGUCCUCAUGUUCUACUGGUGGCACCAAACGUCAGGCUUCCUCAUGACCUACAGACACAACGAGCCCUGCCCCGACGGCCCGCACCAGUCCUGAGACCAGAGUCGGCUCAGCUCUCAGUGGAGACGACACGAGUUCAUCCGACGUCACGGAUGAACUCGUUCUUACCUGCGAGUCUCCGACGAGGGAGGAAACCGACGUAGAGGCUGCAGAUCCAACGCCAGAGGUGACGAAAGUCGAAUUCUGAGAUUAAACUGUCGCCUACAAAACCGUGCAGCUUCGACUUUACGGAUAAAACUGUACGAGCGUCAGGGCUGCUGGGUUCUUUAGUCACGUAGCAUCUCUUGUCUUUUUUAUGACGUAUUUCUGUAAGUGCCUGUAAAAAAACAAACACACCAUGUAGCUCCAGCUAGAUUAACUCGUGUACAGUUUGGCUUCUAGAGUUAAACUUUUCAGCUGUGUAACUUAUUUUUAAAGCCAGUGUUUCAUAUCUUCCCUUAAAUCUGCUCUGAAUGUAGCUCAACUUUAAAGUGAUGCUUUUAAGACACUAAAUUGAAAAUUAGGCCUUCGAGCUUCCUUCACUGAAAAGAUGAAAUGUCCUUAAAAAGGGAAUUAACUGAACGUGUUCGGUGAAUGUGAGGAAUCAUUUUUGAUGGACUCGUGAUAAUCAGUUUGUGGCGAAACUGUUCAUCCUGAUGAAAACAAGCAAAAACUGACAUUCAGACAAUAAUGAAACACCAAAGACUGUGGAGGAACACAGUGUUCUACGUUUAGUGUUUGUGUUUUGGAGUGUUUGUUACCGCUGAGCAGCACGAACAACAGACUGUUGGUGAAACGUACCUAGUUUAGCUUCAGGUACUAUAAGAACUUGAUGUGUUCAAAACGGAGUCGGCCAUCGAGAAGUAUUCAUGAGAACGUUUUGGUUCUGCUGAUCGGUUCCAGAUAAACGGCAAAAAGUCAAAAUCAUCUUAAUUUAGCAAAAGCUGCGACUAAAUGCUUUAGAGGUGAGACUGGACUAUCGUUAAGGGAGUAAACCUCAAAAUAUAAAGCAGAAAAGAGAUCACAGUCGCUACAGGUGCUUUAUCAACAUUUGCUUAUUUUAGCCGCUAACAUUUACAGACACUAAGUUGCGUUUAAAAUGUAAAGGGGCUUAAUCUUUCCCCCUGACAGCAAACGCAACGCUGAGAGUUUCAGCAACUCCUCUGCUCUUCAAUGCAGCUGAUUAAAUGAACUUUACUGCCUUUAUAGCAACGCUUUGGUGCAACCUGGACCUGUAAUUGUUUUCGUUCCUUAAACUAUUUGGCGUUUGUUGACCCUGCAGGGUGUCAGACUGUCUGUGUAGCAUUUACUGAUGUUCCCUAAACGCCUCGUGUGUUUUCCCUUUAAAAUUACGUCGAAAACUGUGAAAUAUGACGUUAAAACCAAGCGGUUUUACUGGAAUCGAUGAGCAGAAUCUUUCAAAAACAAGCCCUAGUUUCUACUUUACACUCACAACUGAAUGUUUUUUGUAUUUUUUCUGCUUCGUCUCUUUGUUCAAAAUAACAUUUGCUGUAAAUCAGAGCUGCACAGCUCAGCGUUCGCUGCUUUUCUGGUUUAUGUUUUCUCUGUUUGCUGACAGAAAACACUAAUGUUGGAGUUCUCUAACACUGAUGCUGACAGUUGGCACAAAACCUACUUUACUGCAGGUGAAAAGAGGCAACAAGCAACAUUAAGAACGCUUCUACUGAUUUCUGAUCACAAAUUCAUUGGAACAUUUAUUAUUUUUUGUUCCCAGGCUGUUACUUCCUUCUUUGGUUACCAUUUAUUUAACUUUUUUUUUACAGAGCACCUAUAAAAACAUGAAUCAACUUAUUCUACAUGUGGUUUAUUUUGAGGUACGCAACAGUUAUGUUUGACGUCGGGUCACGUUUUUGUUAAAGAUUCAAGCACUGAUUUAAACAUGUGGCGUCACACUGUGCAGCUCUGAUCGCUUUAAACACGACAUCAGACUCAGUGUUCUGCCUGAGCUGAAAGGAGAAUCUUCUGUCAGUAAACUCAGUAUUUCUAGCUCAUUUAGGGUGAUGUGCAAUGUUCAAGGUUGUUGUCUUUUGUUUUGUUUUAGUAGCUUGUCUGUGGAGGAGAUUCUCAGUCUUACAGGUCAAAGUGACUCUUGAGGGUUUCAGUAUGUGGCAGCUGGACUUCUUUAUGGUUCUUGAAGAUGUUCUACCUUCAUCCAAGAGGCUUCCCAGGUGUUUAUUGUCACCUGCAAGUUGUGAGUCGAGGUGAAACUUCCUGAUACUGGUUUCACUUAGCGCUGGCUUCCUUUACUGUCUAGAAGGUAAAUGCAGAGCUUCCAGAGGAGGUUUCACCAUCAUUCACACCGUUUUUCAUUUGCAUUUCCUCUAAAUAUGCUUCACGUUGCUUCCGAUCCUGUGACCAGUUGGUGUGUUGCUCCAGUCCACUUAGAACUCUGCAGAUGAAACAGGAAGUCGAGAUGAUUUGAUGGACUCUCCAACAGUCUGCAGCUGCCGGUUGUGACGGUAAAACCAGCUCGAGUUGCUGCCUGUUGCUCUAUACGGAGGCAAAACUUUUAAAAACGAAUAGAAAAGAAAAUGCCAAUUAGGCUUUUUUGUAUCGAUGAAUAAACUGAUGUCAGAAAAUGACUCUACGUCACACAAUAAAGUCUGGAAUAGAGUAGGAAAUAAAAAAAACUACCACAAAAAAGAAAAGUAAGUGAGACAAAAAUGUAGAGAAGACUUGUAAUUGUUCUUUUAUCGCAGCUGGUAUCAGCAAGAAAACACGUCUUUUGAAGCUCACAUUAACUGUCUCAGCAAAUGUAAAGAUUAAGUUUGAAUUUUGCUGUUUCCUUUAACUUUUUUUUAGUUAUUAAGCAGUUUUAAUCAAACCCUCAUCCAUCAAAACUCGCGCUGCAGCUUCCAACAGUAGCAGCUGGAAUAAACUGAACAAUGAUCCAUAAACACACCAUUGCUGCAGAUUUGAUCUAAACACCAACUGGUUCUGAAUCUGAGGGACAUCUAGUGAGGAAACGCAAAAGUAGUCCUCAAAGAUAACUCCAUAAACAACCAACAGAACCAAUAAAUAAAACCUGGGACUGAUGGAUGAAGGUGAAACAUGGACAAGAACCAGCGAGCCCUGCUGCCUUCUACUGGAUUUUAAUGUCUUCAUUCCAAAAUGCAGCACAUCCAUGUUAGCGGAAACAUUACAGGUGUUUCCUACGAGUCUUAAACACGAGUUGAGUGUCCAGUUCAGUGGUCUCAUUUUGGAAUGUUGUUUUCUGUGUGCUUAUUUAAUGUUUUAGACUGAGGAGAAUGUUGUUUAAAUUAUUCGCGAUGAACCUGCUCUGUGCUGCCUGUAACGGUUUCUCUAAAGCGUUUCGUGUUUGAUGAGACGCAUCGACUGUUUGUCUAAAAACUCAUUUUGUAGCGGCGGGAAAAUUUUGUAAUUUUUCAUACCUGAGCAAUCGAACAGCGAAAUAAAAAGAACCAUGUACAGUUUGAAA
Molecule: messenger RNA, 4494 nt
Organism: Stegastes partitus (bicolor damselfish)
Lineage: Eukaryota; Metazoa; Chordata; Actinopteri; Pomacentridae
Product: progestin and adipoQ receptor family member 3-like
Exons: 8
Coding region: 57-1091 (344 amino acids)
Cellular component (GO): membrane
Molecular function (GO): signaling receptor activity
Source: RefSeq, a predicted model, not a curated record